Melopsittacus undulatus (budgerigar) is the source of this 2691-nucleotide messenger RNA. It is a transcript of the gene TEPSIN, whose product is annotated as TEPSIN adaptor related protein complex 4 accessory protein. Lineage: Eukaryota; Metazoa; Chordata; Aves; Psittaciformes; Psittaculidae. The record is from RefSeq and is a predicted model, not a curated record. The transcript has 14 exons. The coding region runs from base 421 to 2118 and encodes 565 amino acids. Gene Ontology annotation, cellular component: trans-Golgi network membrane.
GCAGCCACACGCCCCGGCCCGACAUGGCUGCCGCCGCCGCCGCCUCAGGGCCUGGGCGCCGCCAUAGUGGUGCAGCAGCGAUUGGCUACUUGACCUGCUCGUCACAGCGAUGAGCUUUCUGAUUGGGUCGUCCCCUCGCCCUCCUCGGGUUGGACAGAUCGGCUUCCCGCAAGCGCGGAUUGGUCAAGCGCGGCGCCCGCCUCCCGAGCCGCUCCCGAUUGGUUCAUAUGCCGGUUGUUUACGUCCUAUCUCCCGCCCUCUCCCCGCCGGCAUCAGUCUGCUGAGCCACUUCCUCCCGGAGCUCUGCCCUUCCUCGCCGCUGAUUGGUCCGAGCCGCAGCUUCUCGCACUCUCAUUGGUGUUGGGCGCCCCUCGGGGGGCGGAGCCGCGAGGCCGGGCAGGGACCGGCGGCGGGGCUGUCAUGGCGUCGCCGCUGCGGGACCGGUUGAGCUUUCUGAGCCGGCUGCCGGUGCUGCUCAGGGGCACCGCGGACGAGGACGCGCCGUGCCCCGGGUACCUGCUCGAGGAGAUCGCGAAGAUCUCGCACGAGUCCGCCGGCAGCAGCCGGUGUCUGCUGGAGUUCCUGCUGGGCCGGCUGCGGAGCGGCUCCUGCCACGUGAAGCUGAAGGUGCUGAGGAUCCUGCUGCACACCUGCAGCCGCGGCUCCCCACACUUCCUGCUGCAGCUGCAGGGCAGCGCCUGCUGCAUCCGCGAGGCCGCAGCGUUCACCGGACCCCCAGACCCCCUGCACGGCAACAGCCUGAACCAGAAGGUCCGUGCGGCCGCGCAGGACUUGGCCACAGUCCUGUUCUCGGAUGCGCCGCUGCCCCCUCCCGCUGCCCCCUCUGCCCAUCCCGCGGGCAUGGGCUCCAGCUCCAGCCCCUGCGGCUCCUUGCAGGGAUUUGGCUACAGCACGGAGAAAAGCUCUGGUUCCGCAGGGGAAGCCCUGCUCAGCACCAUCCAGCGCGCAGCCGAGGCUGUGGCCCACGCUGUGCUCCCGUCCCCGGGGGGGCACCGGCCGCCCCACAGGGACCUGCACGAGGACACCUAUGAGCCCGUGAGAGCCCCAUCCCCUCCCCGGAGCCCCACCGAGGCUGGGAAGCCACCGGCAGCCACCACCACGCACGGCACCCGGGCGAGGCACCAGCCGGGGCUGGCCGGAGGCGGCUGGGAGGAGGCCGACAGCGGCCACAGCUCCCAGGACUCCUCGCAGGGCAUCGGGGACCUGAGCCGCACCUCAGACUCCUGCAGCAAAUCGGGCAGCGACGGCCACUGCGGAGCCAUCCGGGAGCUGAGCCACGCGGCCGAGAGAGUGGACACUGACAGCCUGGGUGACUGCGUGCGGGAGGUGAGCCUGGUGGCAGCACUGACCCGCGGCGACAGAGUCUUCCUCACCAGGGAGGAAGCACAGCACUUCGUCAAGGAAUGUGGGCUCCUGAACUGCGAGGUGGUGCUGGAGCUGCUGAGCCGGGCACUGCAGGACCCCAGUGACAGCGUCCGCAUGAGGUCCAUGGGUGCCAUCUCCUCCCUCAUGUGCUCGGAUCUGCUCUCCCUGGACCAGAUCUUUGCCGUGACGCGGCUGCAGCUGCAGCAGCUCAGCCAGGGCAGCCCCGGCCCUGUCGCCAACCGAGCAAUGAAGAUCCUGCGGCAGUUCGAGGCUCUCUGCAGGGGCCACCCCUCCCCAAAGGGCACCCGCCUGACCUCGGACCCUUCUGCCCUCCCCGCUGGCUCAGCCCCGUGCCCCGGGGAUCUGCUGCUCGACAUCCCCCCUGUCCCCGGUGAGAGCAUCCUCACCCCGCUGAGCGCAGCCCCACUGCCCGGUGCCUGCAGCCGAGAGGCAGGGGUGGAAGCAGAGACCUGUGGGCAGCCCAGUGCUGCGGUGCCAGCCAGGCCCUGCGGGCAGGAGGCGGUGAGCAGGGGGCCAGGGGACGUGGUGGGUGCCCCUGCACUGUCCCGCAGCCUGUCCCUCUUUGCUGGCAUGGAGCUGGUGGCUCCUCCCGGUGCCGGUGCUGUGCUGCACCAGGACUCUCCCUCGGCAGAGCCAUGGGCACCGUCCCAGCCUCACAUGGACAAAGGGAGUGAGCAGCAGCCGUCGGCCUUUGCCUUCCUCAACAUGUAGCUGCUGUGGGGCUCCCAGGGGGCUGCGGGGGCUUUGCCCUCCCUCCCUGUGGGGCCUCUUGUGCUAUGGCCUUAGGGGAUUGGUGGGAAGGGGGCUCAAGCCCCCGAAUUCCACCGUGGCACCCUGGGGAGAAGCAAAGCACAGCCCUGUGUGCCCUGUGCACAGGAAUGAGGGACAGGGGCUGCGGGGACACACACACAGUGCGCUAUGGCCAUGGGGGCCAGGGCUUUGGUCAGGUUAUGAUGUCUGUUGAGCUGCUGUUGUUGCCAAAAGCCCCCGUUUUGGGCUGGCAGAGGGGAAUGGUGCUGGCACUGGGCUGGAGAUGUGCCAGAGCUCACUGGGCCUCACCGGGGGGGGGGGGGUUUAGGGACCCCAGGAUGCCUCUGGGGUGCUCCUGGGUGCCCCCCUGCCUCCCCCAGCUCCAGCCCGGGCAGCCGUGGGGCUGGGGUGGGAGAAGGCACCGAAGCAGUGGGGCCGGGACCCACCAAUAAACCCCACACGUGGGUCUGGGAGUUCCUGACUCUUCUUGCGCCGUUGCUGGAGCCCGACCCGAGCUUCUUCUGCCCCAUGGGC